AUGGCACCAGAGAAGAAGUCAGGAAGUGUGGUUGUGGAAAAAGACAACAGUCUGCAGGUGAAAGCGAAAUGUGGGGACAAAGUGAUUCACACAGGGGAGAAGCCAUAUCAAUGCUUGGAGUGUGGAAAGAGCUUCUCUUGGAAUGGCGACCUAACUAGACAUCAAAGGGUUCACACAGGGGAGAAGCCAUAUAAAUGCUUGCACUGUGGCAAGAACUUCUCCCAAAGGCGCGACCUAACUGCACAUCAAAGGGUUCACACAGGGGAGAAGCCAUAUACAUGCUUAGAGUGUGGAAAGAGCUUCUCGCAGAAUAGCAGCCUAACUAAACAUCAAAGGGUUCACACAGGGGAGAAGCCAUAUAAAUGCUUGGAGUGUGGAAAGUGCUUCUCACAGAAUAGCCGCCUAACUGAACAUCAAAAGGUUCACACAGUGGAGAAGCCAUAUAAAUGCCUAGAGUGUGGAAAGACCUUCUCAUGCAGUGGCAGGCUAACUACACAUCAAAGGGUCCACACAGGGGAGAAGCCAUUUAAAUGCUUGGAGUGUGGAAAGAGCUUCUCUUGCAGUAGCAACCUGACUGAACAUCAAAGGGUUCACACAGGGGAGAAGCCAUAUAAAUGCUUGGAGUGCGGAAAGAGCUUCUCUUGGAAUGCUUCGAAACGCCGUGACUUCGGGCAACCCAACAACCUGAGUGAUUACGUUACACCAGCGUUCUAUCUCCGGAUGGACACAGAUCCUUCUAAAGCGAUCACAGGACAGCAACAUCCAACUGUUCAGGAAAAUGCCAUCACUGAGCUCCAGACUUUUGAGAUGCAGAACUGGAACUCUGCCACAGAAAGCCCGAAAAAGGAGUCCCAGGGACUGGCUAGCAGGUCCAACACUGGAUAG
This is a messenger RNA of Euleptes europaea (tarantolino), 885 nucleotides long. Its product is annotated as zinc finger protein 664-like. The record is from RefSeq and is a predicted model, not a curated record. Gene Ontology annotation, cellular component: nucleus. The transcript has 5 exons. Gene Ontology annotation, biological process: regulation of transcription by RNA polymerase II. The coding region runs from base 1 to 885 and encodes 294 amino acids. NCBI's taxonomy places the organism in Eukaryota, Metazoa, Chordata, Lepidosauria, Squamata, Sphaerodactylidae. Gene Ontology annotation, molecular function: DNA-binding transcription activator activity, RNA polymerase II-specific; RNA polymerase II cis-regulatory region sequence-specific DNA binding.